CACCAAUACACAUUAGAAUCAAAAAUCUCGAAAGGCAAAACAAAUAAACAAACAAACAAUGAAGAAACAGCUACUCCUCGUCGUAGCCGCCGUCGCCCUCGCCCUCAUCCAGACCACCCGGGCCGGGGACCCGGACAUCCUGACCGACUACGUCAUCCCGCCCAACACCCCGGCCCCGGUGGAUGGGGGGUUCUUCACCUUCACCGGGAUGCGGGCCCUCGUCUCGUCCCCGUUCCCUUCAACAUUCAAGGUGUUCAAGGCCGGCAUGGAGCAGUUCCCCGCCCUGAACGGGCAGAGCGUCUCCUACGCCGUCCUGAUGUACCCCUCGGGCACGGUGAACCCGGUCCACACGCACCCGCGGUCGGCCGAGCUCCUCUUCCUCGUGCAGGGGACCCUCGAGGUUGGGUUCGUCGACACCACCAACAAGCUCUUCACCCAGAGCCUCCAGCAAGGCGACGUUUUCGUGUUUCCCAAAGGGCUGGUGCACUUCCAGUACAACGCCGACGCCAAGAAUCCGGCCGUCGCCAUGUCCGCCUUCGGGAGCGCCAAUGCGGGGACUGUUUCGUUGCCCAACACGCUGUUUAACUCCACCAUUGAUGACACUGUUUUGGCUCUGUCGUUCAAGACUGAUGUUGGCACCAUUCAGAAGCUCAAAGCUGGCUUGAAGGGAUAGAGAUAGUGUGUGUUGUGUGUGUGUUUCUUCAUUUCUUUGUCGAAUAAUUGGAUUGCAGAUCUGUUGCAUUGUCUCUGUUGUAUACAUUUGAUGAUUUCUUAUAAAAGCCCUAUUGGUAUACGGAGACCAUAUGAAUGAAAUAAGAUAC
Molecule: messenger RNA, 821 nt
Organism: Salvia miltiorrhiza (redroot sage)
Lineage: Eukaryota; Viridiplantae; Streptophyta; Magnoliopsida; Lamiales; Lamiaceae
Product: germin-like protein 9-3
Exons: 1
Coding region: 59-673 (204 amino acids)
Cellular component (GO): cell wall
Molecular function (GO): manganese ion binding
Source: RefSeq, a predicted model, not a curated record